AUGUCGACACCAACUUUCAAGAAGUGUCGACGCCUGAUGGUUUGGAUGGCCAUCAAAUUCGGAGAGCGACUGGUCUGGAGUUCAACAGCGAAGACGAUAAAUAGCAAGGUGUUCAUCGGCAUCGUAAAGGAUGCUUUCGGUUACAACGGCAUUCAUAGACGUCGAAUGGACACUGUAAUGUUGCAGGAUAAUGCCCCUAUCCACCGCUCAAUCGAGGUAUGAUUCCAAUUAAGCUUACGACUAUAAUGCAAUACUGUAGGGCGCAGCCAGCCUCUCCGCGAGCGGUCUUUGA
This is a messenger RNA of Spirometra erinaceieuropaei, 292 nucleotides long. The record is from the annotation of a GenBank genome assembly. NCBI's taxonomy places the organism in Eukaryota, Metazoa, Platyhelminthes, Cestoda, Diphyllobothriidea, Diphyllobothriidae.